Molecule: messenger RNA, 1783 nt
Organism: Drosophila willistoni
Lineage: Eukaryota; Metazoa; Arthropoda; Insecta; Diptera; Drosophilidae
Gene: Prp19
Product: pre-mRNA-processing factor 19
Exons: 3
Coding region: 113-1630 (505 amino acids)
Biological process (GO): DNA repair; mRNA splicing, via spliceosome; protein ubiquitination
Cellular component (GO): Prp19 complex; U2-type catalytic step 1 spliceosome; cytoplasm
Molecular function (GO): ubiquitin protein ligase activity; protein binding
Source: RefSeq, a predicted model, not a curated record
CUGUACCAUCGAUGAUUUUUAGCUGUGCCGGUUUACCAAAAAAAAAACGUGUGAAAAUUUGCGAAAUCCGUGAUAAAUAGGCAUAAUCGAAGCUGUUAAUAUUCAAGACGCAAUGGCUUUAGUUUGUGCACUGACAAAUGAAGUGCCCGAGACGCCCGUGGUAUCGCCCUACUCUGGAGCCAUUUUUGAGAAGCGGGUAAUUGAAAAGUAUUUAAUGGAGAAUGGCUGCGAUCCCAUCAGUGGAAAGGAACUGAAACCGGAUGAGCUCAUUGAGAUCAAGACGCCGGCUGUGGUGAAGCCAAAACCUCCAAGUGCGACGAGCAUACCGGCCACGCUGAAGACAAUGCAGGAUGAAUGGGAUGCCCUGAUGAUACAUUCAUUCACACAGAGACAGCAACUGCAGACGACUCGUCAAGAGUUGUCCCAUGCCCUAUAUCAGCAUGAUGCUGCCUGCCGUGUUAUAGCGCGUCUCAACAAGGAAGUGGCUGCUGCCCGGGAAGCUUUGGCCACGCUCAAGCCACAGGCGGGUAUCGUCAGUGCUCCAACGGCCAUACCACAGCCAGCUCUAGCUGCCGAGGCUGGUGGCAGUGCAACUCAUCCAAUGGAACAGGCUGGCAUGAGUGCUGAGGUGAUACAGAAGCUCCAAGACAAGGCCACGGUACUAACGCAAGAGCGUAAGAAGCGAGGACGUACAGUUCCCGAGGAUUUGGUGAUGGCAGAUCAAGUGAAAAGUUUCCUCACGGUCGCCUCCCAUCCGGGAUUGCAUUCAGCGUCUGUGCCUGGCAUUUUGGCUCUGGACAUUAACAGUGCAGAUCACAGCAAAAUUCUGACGGGUGGCAAUGACAAAAAUGCCACUGUGUUCAACAAGGACACCGAACAGGUUGUGGCCAUUCUUAAGGGCCACACGAAAAAGAUCACGAAAGUCAUAUAUCAUCCCAAUGAGGACACUGUAAUUACCGGCUCCCCGGACAUGAACAUUCGAAUCUGGCACGUGCCCACUUCACAAACGCAGCUCCUGCUGCGCUGCCACGAAGGACCAGUAACGGGUCUCUCGUUGCACCCCACUGGCGACUACUUGUUGUCCACCUCGUCCGACAAGCAUUGGGCCUUCUCGGACAUACGCACCGGUCGACUGUUGACCAAGGUCAUCGACACUGCUGAAAUGGGUUUGACCACUGCCCAGUUCCAUCCGGACGGAUUGAUCUUUGGAACGGGGACCAAAGAUGCCCAAGUGAAGAUCUGGGAUCUCAAAGAGCAGAGCAAUGUGGCCAAUUUCCCGGGACACACAGGACCCAUUUCGGCCAUAUCGUUCUCCGAGAAUGGAUACUACUUGGCCACUGCAGCAGAUGAUGCUUGCGUUAAGUUGUGGGAUUUGCGCAAGCUCAAGAAUUUCAAGACCAUCCAACUAGAUGAUGGCUAUGAGGUCAAGGAUUUGUGCUUUGAUCAAAGUGGUACCUACUUGGCCAUUGCGGGCACCGAUGUUAGGGUGUAUCUAUGUAAACAAUGGCAAGAUCUGAAGAUAUUCAAUGACCAUACAGCUCUGGCUACCGGCGUACGAUUUGGAAAACAUGCUCAAUAUCUGGCCUCCACCAGCAUGGACCGAACUCUUAAACUGUACGCUAUUGAAUAAGUUAAAUCCAUAUACACAUAGACAGAGUAAUCCCAAUAAAUAAUAAGUUCACCUACACACUCUAAUCUUGCAAAAAAAAAAAAAGAAAAUAAAACCUCUUAAAAUUUUAAUCCAAUUCCAAACAGACAAUAUACAUGUGUAUAAUAAUGGCAA